AUGUCGUUCGACGCCGAGUUUACCGACACGACGGACGUUGAGCAGGAAGAGGCUGCGAAGGCUGCGAGCACCAUGCAACAGGACGCGACCGACCCGAAAGACAUGCAUGGGACGGUGUGCACCAACGUAAAAGGCAAAUGGGAAGGCUUUUGCGUCUGCAGUAAGCAUUUCCCAUGGGGAAAACAGAGUCAACUGUUUGAGUGGACGUGUGUGCCGAAUGACUUGAUGCAGACCCGCUGGCUGCGGAACCCCUACUGGUUGCGGUUGAGUAAAGGUAAAUCGUUUACCUGCGCGGAGAAAACAAACGUGAUUGAGCUGAAGUGCGCCGUGGCUUCUGAUGUUAAUCAGGCCUCGAAUAGCUCGGAAGUACCGGAUAUGUUAUUUGUACCCUGAACAUUUUACCCUACAUUUAAUCCGGCCUCGGAAGAUGAAAUGAAUUUACUGCUCAUGCCGCCACUCUGUAUCAAACAAAUAAUGCGAUUUUUUGUACAGCGGCUGUCAGACUGUGAUCUGAGGUCUGAUGUUGGAGAAAGUAAUGGUCACGCGUGUUUUUGUCCGUACAUCUACAUUGCGAAGAAUGCAGAAGGAAUGCUGAUUUCCGGUCAAACGCGUUCCGUGGUAA
Messenger RNA from Amoebophrya sp. A120, 622 nucleotides. The record is from the annotation of a GenBank genome assembly. Lineage: Eukaryota; Dinophyceae; Syndiniales; Amoebophryaceae.